This is a messenger RNA of Drosophila santomea, 585 nucleotides long. RefSeq lists its product as uncharacterized. The coding region runs from base 28 to 585 and encodes 185 amino acids. Lineage: Eukaryota; Metazoa; Arthropoda; Insecta; Diptera; Drosophilidae. The transcript has 4 exons. The record is from RefSeq and is a predicted model, not a curated record.
AAACUUAUCCGAAGAGGAUUCAAAAUUAUGUUACCGAUGGACUGGAAAUACCAACUCUUAAUCAUUAUAAUACUUUACUCAGUGAAUAUGAGCACUUCUGUCUUCGAGUUUACAAAUAUCAAAUGCACCUCCCUGGAUAAGAAAUUUGAUAACUUUGAGUACUGCCAUUUGAAGUCUGUGAACCGCACUUUCAAAUACGUAUCAAUUAAAGUAAAUAUGUAUGUGCUUCCUGUUACCAAUGUCAAGGUUAACUUUUCUCUCCUCAAAAAGUUUAGUGGAUACAAGCCGUUUCUAUACAACAUCACUGCGGAUGCCUGCAGAGUGCUGAAGUAUCCAAAGUUCAACCCGGUUGUUGGAUUUUUCUACAGCAUUUUUAGCCAUCACUCCAACAUGAACCAUACUUGUCCCUACAAUCACGAUAUUAUUGUGGACAAGCUGCCUGCCGACUUUGUAAACACGAAAAUUACUAAAACCUUGCCAUUUCCCGUGGGAGAUUAUCUCUUCGAUUCCAAAUGGAUAAUUAAUAAUGUAAAUCGAGCGGAGGUUAAAGUUUAUGGAACUCUAACAAACUCUAACGAACUCUAA